AUGGACGUCAACUCAGUCUUGGAGAACACUUUUUCUCCGGAUGCAACGAUUCGAGGCAAUGCGGAAGAACAACUGAGACAGGCCCGUGAGGGAAAUUUUUCCGAAUACCUUUCUAUCCUCUCACGAGAACUUGCCAACGACCAGGCCAGCGCGGCAGUUCGACAGGCCGCCGGCCUCGCCUUGAAAAAUGCCUUUUCCUAUCGUGACAUCACCCGCUUAAGAGAAGUCCAGGCACGAUGGCUACAGGGCGUGGACCUUCAGAUCAAGCGACAGGUCAAAGAGCUGGCUCUCAAGACACUCAACGCCACACCGCAAGCCGCCCUUUCCGCCGCACAGCUCAUUGCAACCGUCGCUGCCAUCGAGCUGCCCCGCAAUGAGUGGCCCGAUCUGAUGCCUGCUCUCGUGCACAAUGUCGGUGCCGGAGAGGACAAACUCAAACAGUCGAGUUUGACCACCAUUGGCUUCAUCUGCGAGUCGGACGAUCUCGAGCUCCGCGAGUCCCUGGUCGGAUACUCGAAUGCCAUCCUCACGGCCGUGGUCCAGGGAGCGAGAAAGGAAGAAUCCAACCAGGACGUGCGGUUGUCCGCCCUGUCUGCUCUCAGCGACGCCACCGAGUUUAUUCGCAGCAACUUUGAGAAUGAAGGCGAAAGAAACUACAUCAUGCAGGUCGUGUGCGAGGCCACCCAAUCACAGGAUACGAGGGUGCAGGCGGCUGCUUUCGGAUGUCUCAACCGGAUAAUGGGCAUCUAUUACGAUAAGAUGAGGUUUUACAUGGAAAAGGCCUUGUUCGGCUUGACGAUUGCGGGUAUGAAGAAUGACGAGGAAGAUGUGGCCAAGUUGGCUAUUGAGUUCUGGUGCACGGUCUGUGAGGAAGAAAUCAGCAUCGAAGAUGACAACACGCAAGCACAGCAAGAAGGCUCCACUGAACUACGACCGUACUUCCACUUCGCUAGAGUCGCAGCCCGAGAAGUCGUUCCAGUUCUGCUUCAGCUGAUGACCAAGGUGACGGAGGAUGACGCCGAGGACGAGUACAACACUGCCCGCGCCGCUUACCAAUGUCUGCAACUCUAUGCACAAACAAUCGGAGGCGAGAUUGUCCCAACCGUUCUGGCCUUUGUCGAACAGAACCUGCGCAGUGAAGACUGGACCAAGCGGGACGCAGCCGUAUCCUCGUUCGGUGCAAUCAUGGACGGUCCCGAGAUCAAGACUCUGGAUCCCCUGGUCAAACAGGCACUCCCGGUCCUGAUAGGCAUGAUGCAGGAUCCUGUCGUCCAAGUACAAGAUUCGGCGGCAUAUGCACUAAGCAGAAUCUGUGACUACUGUUCGGACUGUAUCGACCCAUCAACACAUCUCCAGCCUCUCAUGUCAGCUCUUUUCAAUGGCUUGAUGGCCAACCCAAAGAUUGCGGCGUCGUGCUGCCUGGCACUUUUGAAUUUGACGGAGCGAUUUGUGGGUGAAGACGGAGCUGCUGCAAAUCCUCUGACACCACAUUUCCAGGACAGUGUCACUUCACUAUUGGCGGUCACAGAAAAAGAAGGGGCUAGCAAUCAACUUCGAACUGCCGCUUAUGAGGUUCUUGGCGGUUUCGUGACCAAUGCGGCUCACGAUAGCUUACAGAUUGUGGCAGAAUUGUCCAACGUCAUCAUCCAACGACUGGAGAACACCAUCCCCAUGCAGAAGCAAAUUGUUAGCAUUGAUGACAAGAUCACUCUGGAAGAGCUGCAAGUAAGCUUGAGCAGUGUCUUGCUCGCCAUUGUCCAACGACUCGAACAAAACAUUGCUCCUCAAGCCGAUCGAGUAAUGCAAAUCUCCUUGGAGAUCCUCAAUGCUACAGGCCAGACCUCAGUCCCCGAAGUCAUUUUUCAGAUUGUCAGCGGAUUGGCAAACGCUCUGGCGGGAGACUUUCUCAAGUACAUGGACUCUUUUGUCCCGUAUCUCUACAGCGCCUUGGGCAAUCAAGAUGCUCCGGAUAUGUGCUCUUUGGCCAUUGGUCUUGUCAGCGACAUCGUCCGCGCGUUGGAGGACAAGGCACAACCUUAUUGCGACACGUUUAUGAACUACCUCUUGAACAACCUUAGAUCCGAUAAACUUGCCAACCAACUCAAGCCUCCGAUCCUCGAGACCUUUGGUGAUGUCGCUACCAGCAUUGGUGAGCACUUUGAGACCUAUCUGACGGUGGUCGCCCAAGUUCUUCAACAGGCGAAUAACGUCUCUGUCGCGAAUGACGUUUCAUUCGAUAUGCUUGACUACAUUGUCUCUCUUCGUUCGGGUAUCGCUGAUGCUUGGUCCGGCCUGAUUCUAGCUUUCAAGGGGACAGAGAAAGUGCAACUUCUUCAAAACUACGUACCAGCGAUUUUCGAGUUUCUGCAAACAGUGUCAAAUGACUUGAAUCGCAACGAAGGGCUUCUGAGGGCUUGUAUGGGCAUUAUUGCUGACCUCGGCGAGGCGUUCCCAGACGGAUCACUCUCAAGCUAUUAUAGACAAGAAUGGGUCACAAAGCUUAUCAAAGAAACUCGAGCUAGUCGCGAAUUCUCACAACGAACCAUUGCCGCGGCACGUUGGGCAAGGGAACAAGUCAAACGACAGACUCAACAUCAAGGUACCGUCAUGACUUGA
This is a messenger RNA of Exophiala spinifera, 2616 nucleotides long. RefSeq lists its product as uncharacterized. The transcript is spliced from 6 exons. Gene Ontology annotation, biological process: protein import into nucleus. Bases 1 to 2616 code for a protein of 871 amino acids. Gene Ontology annotation, cellular component: nucleus; cytoplasm. The record is from RefSeq and is a predicted model, not a curated record. Gene Ontology annotation, molecular function: nuclear import signal receptor activity; small GTPase binding. NCBI's taxonomy places the organism in Eukaryota, Fungi, Ascomycota, Eurotiomycetes, Chaetothyriales, Herpotrichiellaceae.